This is a messenger RNA of Penicillium brevicompactum, 4683 nucleotides long. RefSeq lists its product as uncharacterized. Bases 1 to 4683 code for a protein of 1560 amino acids. The record is from RefSeq and is a predicted model, not a curated record. Lineage: Eukaryota; Fungi; Ascomycota; Eurotiomycetes; Eurotiales; Aspergillaceae. Gene Ontology annotation, biological process: DNA integration. The transcript has 2 exons. Gene Ontology annotation, molecular function: nucleic acid binding.
AUGGACUUUGAGAGCAGCUUCCAGAGCAGCACGUCGCUGUACGGCGGCGGUGCAGUGAGCAGCACUCCGAAACUGAAAACAUCAGCUCAGUGGAGAGUGUGGAUAGCGCAUAUUCGGUCAUACGCUCAGGGGUAUGCAGUAUGGGAAUAUUUGGACCCAGCUGUCGAGGCACCACCUGAAUUGGAGAAACCCGAAUAUCCACAUCCGAGUGAGGCACGAGAAGGUGCUGAAUCGAUUCGCGACCUUAGACAGACGGAUAUGGCAGUCUGGGAAUACGUGAGAGAUCAGUACAAGGAACGGAAGAGCGAAUAUGAGCGAGUUCAGCGAUACUUGCCGCAAAUGACCCGCAUCAUCCGCGAUACGUUAGCUCCUGAGCAUUUCCACUACCUUGCGGAUGAAGAGACCCCACGGAAGCAGCUCGUGAAGCUGAAAGAGAUCUUUGCGCCGAGUGAUAUAAGAAGGUUGCUCGACGUUCGAGACGAGUGGCUUCGGCUUCGCAUUGCAUCUCCAAAAGGGACGAAUUUAGACACCUGGUUAACGAAGUGGAUAGCUCUGUACGAGGAGUGCAAGAGUGCAGGGGUGAAACAGAUGGAAUCAGACUAUGAAUGCGUUUAUGACUUCCUCCUGGCUGUUAAACCCCAUUCACCGGCAUUCUUUGCCAUCUGGUAUGAGAAGACGAUUGGAGAAAGAAAGGCUGUCAAGUUUCAUGAACUUGUCACCAACUUCCGAUCGUACGUAGCGGCAGAGAAGCAAGGAAGAGACACAAACCCAAAGAUAAGCUUUGCAACCCUACAUGGCCAGCAGGAGCAGAAGCAGCAUCAGGCAGCUCAACCGGCAAAGAGCUCGCCGACCCGAGACAGUUUUGAAUGUCCCUGUGAGAGGAAGCCAAGAUUUCACAACAUCAGGACAUGCUGGUAUAUGAGGGAGGAUAUCCGACCAGAUGGAUGGAUUCCAAACCCUGAGAUUGAAGAACGAGUCAAAACCAAGAUGAAGGACUCGAAGGUUCGGGUUGAAAUAGAGAGAAGGCUUCAACAAGCGAAAGAGCAGGAAGAAAAGAAGUCAUUCCUGAGCGUUCAGAUGGAAGCGCCAGAGUAUAGCUUCUUUACCUCUCAACUUGGCGGUCCCGUGAGCGCAUGGCCUACAAAAGAGGAUUCGAUGGCCAACACGAAGAAUAACAUUGCCACAACGACGCAAGAUAAAACCUCGUAUGCUCUACAGAAGAGCUGGGUCCUUGAUUCAGGCGCGUCGUGCCAUGUUUGUAACGACAGAAGUCGGUUCACGAGCUUCAAACCAAUCACUGAUAGCAUUCGGACCGGAGACUCGCAAACAGACGUGAGCGGCAUCGGGGAAGUACGAAUUCGAGGCAAAAGACCCUGUACAGGAGAGACCGUGGUGAUCAAGCUGAGCAAUGUGCUCUAUUCGCCAAAUUUCCUGACGAACCUAGUGUCCUUGAAACUUCUGCGAGAUCACAAUGUCAAAUGGGAUGCAGACCAAGACAUUUUAUUCCAUCAUAGCGAGGGGAUAGCGAAGAUCGAGUUUCACCAUGGAAUGUGGGUGAUCGAACAUAACGAGAUGGAGACCGCGCUUGCAACCCACAGACGGCAAAGGGAAGCGCACCAGCCUCGCCAGUCCAAGAAGCCCAAUCGAAGCUCAGAGAAACCGCUAGUCUCUAAAGCAACAGCAGACGUAUGGCACCGAAGAAUGGGCCAUAUGCACACAGAGAGACUUGAGAUACUCGAGAAAAUGGUGGAAGGAAUGGAAAUCGUCGGGCCUAUCAGCAAGCAGUCGGCUGAGCACAAUCCAGAGCUGUGCCAGGUCUGCCAGGUCACGAAAGCCCACCGUCAAAUCUCAAGGAGAGCGACUGGACAGACGUAUGGGCCGUACGGACGAGUUCAUUUCGAUCUGAUUCACAUCAACGAGGGUUACAAUGGCGAUCGAUGGAUAACUCACUUCUACAUCGACGGAAUGAGGUUCCAUGCAGCGUAUACCCACGAGAGCAAGAAUGGCGUCCAGUUUGCAGUAAAGGACUUCCUACCAUACGCACGGCAUGUGUUAGGGAUACCUUUAAAGGUUGUCAAAUUUGACAAUGAGCGGAGCGUUAGCCAUGAUGUGGAGCGAAUCAUCAGGGAGAAUGGUUUUGUUAUCGAGCAUUCAGUUCGAGCCGCACCAGAACAGAAUGGACACGCGGAACGAUCUGGGGGGGUGGUCAUACAGAGAGCAAGAUCACUGCUCGAGGAUGCAGGCUUACCAAAGAAUCUGUGGCCUGAAGCUAUCCGAGCAGCAGUCUAUAUCCUCAACAGAUCGCCCACGCAUGUGGCUGGACGAUGGAUCAUCCCAUGGCAAGAAGUGACGAAGAAUGCUGGACACGAGCAAGCAGUCUCAGUCGCAAAUCUGAAGGUGUACGGAAGCUUGGCGUACUGCAGGAUCAUCAAGAUUCCUCAAUCGGAGAAGAUGCUCCCGAGAGCAGAGAUUGGAUAUCUCGUAGGCUACGUUGCCUCGAAUAUCUGGAGGAUCUGGUUCCCACAGCGAAACAAGGUGGAAGUCGUGAGAGACGCGAAAUUCGACGAAACACGGAAAUAUAAGCCUGAUAGGUUGCCCGAAGAGAUAGUCAGCCAGAUGCCUGUUCAGAUUCCGGAGAUUAUUGGAGACGUGGAAGAUGCAGAGCCCACGAGAGGUUCAAUUCCACUAGUCAUGCAGAGCCGAGCGCGUCAGAAUGCGGAGAAAGGACCAGAGAGAUUGGCGCCGUCGACUCAGGAGAGACUGCCGACGCCAGCAGAUUCGGCCAAGGAGACAAGAGGGACAGAAGAAGAAGAGGGAGAUACUAUCCUAGAAAGAUUUCCAGCGGACCCGCCGAUCCCUACCACUCCAUCGCAGACUCCAUCCGUUGUCGAACCAGACAAUGUUUUCGAAGAACCCGACGACGUCCGACAGAUAACAAGCGAGCUAGCUGCCGAACAAGAGAGAAACUCGGCGCCGAGAGACAUCCACGGAGAUGUAGACGAGACGAACAUCGUCGUUGGUUCGAGGAAAAGGAAAGCACACGAAGACCCUGACUUCGUGAGUAUGCUUGCAGCUCAGGACUCACCCGGAAUACUGUCUGCGUUUACGGCAGCGCAUAGUAUAAAGCAACCAAGGGGUCAGAUUCACCGGGACGACCUCCCGCCGGAGCCGGGAAAUUGGAAAGAGAUGACGAGGCACCAGUAUUCGGAAGCAUUUAUGGCAGCAGCAGCUACCGAAGUGGCAGGCCUCGAAAAGAAGAACACAUGUGAAGUUGUCAAAAGACCGAUGGAUCCGAAUAAGCAGGUUCUCCCACUGACUUGGGUGUUUACCUACAAGUUCGACUCGGAUGGGUACUUGGUGAAAUUCAAGGCAAGGAUUUGCGUCAGAGGAGACCUUCAGGUCAUGACUAGCGACGAGAAACGAGCUGCCACACUCGCAGCGAAAACCGCAAGAGCGAUAUUCGCGAUGGUCGCUGCGUUCGGGCUCGAUACGUAUCAAUCCGACGCGAUUAGUGCAUUCCUGAACAGUUCGCUAGACGACGAAGUCUACACACAGAUGCCUGAAGGCUACAGAGCCUCUGGGAAGUGCUGGAGACUACUUCGAGCUCUUUACGGACUAACAAAAUCACCCCGACUUUGGCAACAAGAAGCAACACGAGUGUUCAAGAAGCUCGGUCUUACACAAGUUCCCGAGGAUCCUUGUCUAUUUACGGCGGACAGGAUCAUUGUCUUCUUUUACGUCGAUGAUAUUAUUAUCGUGAAUCAUCCGACUGUACGGAAAGAAGCCCUAAAACUAAGGGAAGCUAUCGGGCAUGAAUGGGAAAUAAGAGGACUAGGUGAAGCGCAGUGGUUCCUUGGAAUCCGAAUCAUACGGGAUAGAAAGCAAGGGAAGUUAUGGCUCUGCCAGGAUUCGUAUUUACGAUCUAUGGGCAUGAAAUUUGGAGCGAUCCAUCGACGGCGAUGCGAUACGCCCCUUCCCGUGGAAGAUCUGCGACCAUACGAUGGAAAGGCCUCUCCUUCAGAGAUCCAUCAAUAUCAGCAGAAGAUUGGAGCAGCUCUGUACGCAACCAUCAUCACCCGACCAGAUGCAGCACGGGCGAUUGGCAAGCUUGCAGAAUAUCAAACCAAUCCAGGACCCAGACACCUUGAUGCCAUCGAUCGUGUCAUCUCCUACCUCUACCAGACGAGGUUCCUCGCUAUCGAAUAUACAGCGAAUAGGAGAUCUGAGGCAGUCACUUCAGAAGGGUAUCUUUGCACACUUUUCGGUGGCGCAGUGGAUUGGAAGGCAGCAAAACAACGGACCGUGACAACGUCAACAACAGAGGCUGAGCUGUUGGCGCUCACGGAGGCAGGGAAGACAGUACAAUGGUGGAUGAGGUUAUUCAAGGAGAUCGGAUUUGAUCCUGAGCACCCGAUCACUAUCAGAUGUGAUAACCAGCAGACGGUUGACUUACUGCGAAAGGAAGAUCCUCAGCUUCGGACGAAGCUUCGGCACGUAGAUAUUCACCGUCACUGGCUAAGACAGGAGGUCCAAGAAGGAAGAAUCUCCGUUGAAUGGGUUCCCACGGCCGAAAUGGCCGCGGACGGCCUCACCAAGCUUCUCCCGCGGAAGAAGCAUCAGAAGUUUGUGGAGAUGCUAGGCUUGGUGGACCUGAGAACACAUUUAUCUAACCAUGAAGACUGA